This is a messenger RNA of Daldinia vernicosa, 3752 nucleotides long. RefSeq lists its product as uncharacterized. Gene Ontology annotation, biological process: protein import into nucleus; positive regulation of DNA-templated transcription; mRNA export from nucleus. Lineage: Eukaryota; Fungi; Ascomycota; Sordariomycetes; Xylariales; Hypoxylaceae. The coding region runs from base 262 to 3552 and encodes 1096 amino acids. Gene Ontology annotation, cellular component: nuclear pore outer ring. The record is from RefSeq and is a predicted model, not a curated record. Gene Ontology annotation, molecular function: structural constituent of nuclear pore. The transcript is spliced from 2 exons.
GCUAAGUAAGUGUAGGUAUGUACCGCGUCCUUGAAGCUUCAGCGUCGCGACGUAAAUUUUUGUUUGGCUCACCUUCUUUCAUACCAGCUUUUAUAGCUCCGAGCAGCAACACCAAACACGCCAACGCUAGGUAUUUUCGAUUCAAUUUACGACCCAAUAGCGCUGAUAGCCUUAUGGGGUAUCUUCGCUAGACUUAAUCUCUGUUUAUGGUGUUAUCCUGAAGUCAUUUCCAAGUAGCUGUCGAGCUUCACAUCUAUCAAUAUGGCCUUCCGAUUUGCAGGCUUAACAAACUCUUCGCCCUCUACGCCAGAAAGGGGCUCGCGAAAAGCUUCGUCUGGCUUUGGCUUCUCCGCAGACCAUCCAUCAACGACUCCCAUCGGCCCUCCUCCACCUUCAUCUACCGCAUCCUUUACCCCUGCCGGCGAGCCGUCUCCCUCAUUCUUACAGAGUUCCAUUGGAGCCAUGUCAGGCGCCUCAAGCACAUCGAGUAGGAUCAAGGCCCCAAAUUUCGGAAAGCCAAAUCCUUCCCAAUCCAAAUCGCACUCUAGAAAACGUAGCAAUGCGCCCCUAGGAAGAUCAAUUCAGGGCUCUACUUCAAGACAGCCGUCUGGCUUGAGCAGAGAAUAUCGCGGGGAGAGAGUGGAGGAGGAUGAAGAUGAUGAAGGAGAAAAGAAGCGAGGAAACAUAGGAGGCAGGACUUACGGCAUGCUACUUGACGAUUCGACUGAAGGCGAAGAUACCGAGCCUGACAAUACGGAUCCUCUAGACGAUGAUGAGGGUUCGGAAGCGGACGUUAUGGAGGAAGGUGAAGGUGAAGAUGAAUAUGAUGUAGAAGAGGACCUGCUGAGGGAAAUAGCUGGCACUGGGCCGUAUGGCGAUCUACUAUCUGAUGGUGAUGCGGACAUGAUGAUGCUCACAACAGCCGCUGCGGACGAACGUAUCAGCAAGGAAGCCGAAGACAUCUUCCGCGCUUCUUCCAUGCGCUCUAUUAACGCCCGAAAGCGGGAGUUAAAGUAUGCGGCCCUUGCGAAGGAUCUCUACAGCCAAUCUCCAUUUGCAGAUGUGUCCGAGCCGGACAACGUCAUUAUACAAACCGAAGAGCUCGUCAAUCGUCUCUAUGAUGAGGGUGUCGGUCCUGAAGACGACGAGGAGAGACUGGACGAUACCCUGGCUCAAGCCUCCGUUAGACUGGUUAAUGAGAUAUGGGCCCCCCACGUGGAAGAACUCCCCAAAAUCGACGAUGAACACGCGGCCAGGGUAGGACCGAGUCCCUACGCCCCGAAUUUCGAGAAAGCCUUCUACCUAGCUGUACUGGUACUUCAGAUUCAUCAUACACCAGCAAGGAGAGACGAUUUUGGAGAUAUUAAAAAUAUAGCCUUGCCCGCCGUUCUUUUUGACUGGCAACGCGCAGAACACAAUCUCGACCCGGAUCAAGUAAAUAACGUCCUGCAGCAUCGCCCUUCACCCGCGGCCCAUGGGCUUUUCUGGCAAGUCGUUUUUAAUGCUCUCGUGCGUGGUGACAUAGCUGGGGUAAUACAACUUCUCAGAAAGGCUGGCUGGGAAUCUCCUAAGAAAUCCCCUCGCGGCGAACCAGUCUAUGGUGGCCAGGUUUUAUUGAAUAUUAAACGUGUUGUUGAAGAUCUAUGUUUGGUCAUGGAAAUAUGCCCUGCGAUGAGCAACGAUAGUUGGGAUAUUCAUAGUAGUGACUGGACUUUGUUCCGUCUAAAAGCUAAAGCAGCUAAAGAAGCACUCAUUGGGUUCACCGAAGGCAAAGAACGGGCUCUUUCCUCGAGUCGAUUUGGCGAAUCCGACUUUGCCGAUUCUGUGGACGGACGACAAUCACUCUCGGGGCUUGCUCGAAGGGCAGAAAGCAGGAUCCCUUGGGAUAUCUAUGAAAAUCUUCAGUCCCUUUAUGCGAUUCUCAUCGGAGAACCGGACGCUAUCCUUGCGGCCGCAGAAGACUGGUGCGAGGCCACGAUCGGCUUAUUCGGUUGGUGGGAUAACAGCCACAACAAGCGGAAUCUUGGCCUGUCUCAUUCAAGGUCACUUCAAUUACCUAGCCAAUCUGAGGCGGGUGACGAUUUCCUUGAUCGUCUUGCUCUUUCCCUUCAGACUGCUACGGAGGCUGAUUUCCACUUCGAUCCCGCUGACCCUGUUGAAGUGGCAGUUGCCUCUGCGUUUGAGAGCAACGUCGAAGCGGUUAUUGGGUUCUUGAGAUUAUGGUCACUCCCAAUCGCGUCGACGGUAGCCGAAAUUGCCUCGUUGGGCCGAUGGCUCCCUCCUCAAGAGCCACAAAAUCUUAUUAACAUGCAAGAUUUUGACAUGGAAGAAUUGGAGGUUUUAGGAAUGAAUCAGAGCACGGGGCCCGACGAGAAAGAUGGGAUCAAAGAUACUACUCUAGUCCACUAUGCUCGCGGACUGAAAGAUCGCAAGUAUAUAGCGGGCACUGGUCUGCAUGGAAAGGUCUCACGGGAUGGAUGGGAAAUGGGAGUCCAGGUUGUGGGCCGAUUGGACUCUCCCGAGCGGUCUGAGCAGCUAGUACAGGAAUUGCUCCAGAGUGUUCUUAGUACCAUCGACGAGUUUUCUCGUGAGACUGUUGACAAGAUAUGGCGGCUGCUGAACGAACUUGGAAUGAUUAACUUUGCGGAAGACACGGCUGAGACUUUCGGAGAUAUAUUAGCAAAUGAUACCUUCCGCUAUGGAGAAGCUCUAUGGUAUUACUCCUUGGCUCAUCGGCCUGGUAAAGUUCGCGAUGUCCUGAAUACGCUAAUGUCUAUUUCACUGGUGGAAUCUACAACGUAUCCGCCGGAGAGUGAAUUGGACAGCACUCUAAAACAGCUGCUAAAGGAGCGCACAACAACAUUAGAGAAAUUUGCGAAGCAGGAUCUCGAAGCAGCAGAACUUCUUGGUAAGAUGCUAAGCGGGUACGCUACACUCAGGAAAUUCUACGAGCUUCGUGAUGGAGAUAAUAAAACAAACCCCAAAUCCUUAAUACGUCGCCAACAAGCCGCCGCUGCACUGGUAGCUGUCAUUGCUAGCGCUGAUGACAAUAUUCGAGGAGGUUUGUACGAUGACUCGCGCGACGCGGUUGUCAGCGAAGAUUUCUUGCUAGCACUGCUCGGAGAAGCAUCCAUCUUCGUAGGCCAAUCACCACCUGUGAUUACUCUCGAUCAAAUCGAUACACUUCUUAAGGCGAUCGAAGAUAUUCAAACCGUUGGGUCCCGGGUCUACGAUGCUUCCGAUGAGUUUUUUAAACUAGUCCUCACAUCGGGACACGGAAAAGGGUCUACGCCGGCAGAUCUUCUCAAGCAGUCUACUUCUUCCUUGGGUGGCAGUUUUAUGAUGACUGGCAGUUCGAUGAUAGCAUCCCAGCUCCACCAGUCUGUAAUGAAAAGCGGUGUCAUUAAGGGCCCUAUCAAGCGGGCAUGGGAUUGGAGAACAGGGGUGUACUCGGCUAGCAGCUCUGGAGAUGUACUUAAACAGAUCAGACUGGGUUUAACAAGAGACCUAGCAAACCUGUGGUUAGAACAGGCGGAUAGUGUCAUCUUGUAAUGGCUGAAUGGUUCGUAGGAUGAUUUGGUCGCAAUAGGAAUCGUCAUAAUUGGCUCAUAAUUGGCAAGGCAUGUUGGUUGGUGCUCGGCGGCGUUGGGAGAACAUGGUGAUUAACGAAUAGGGUAGCACCGUCCCCGAAGAAAUGGCCAAUGAAAAAGUUAAUCUGCCUUGUUAGCAGAAAAUAUGAAUAUGAAUAAUGG